AUCUAAAAUAUUUUAUUAUUAAUCUAGGAUUUGAAUGUGCAUGCUAAAAUGAAAACAAACGUGAUCAUGAGAAAUCUGGAAAGAAGUUUAGACAUAGAUUUGACUAGGGAUGAUUUUAUCUUCAAAUUAGAAUGUUUCGAGAAAUGUAUGAGAUUUCAAGUUCAGUUCAAUGUCAAUAGAGCGUCUCUGAUUUUUAAUUUUGAGCCUUGUCUCUUAUCAUUCCAUGAACUAAGGACGCACAUUCUAGUGCCUACUCUUUUCCAUGCUUUGUUAACUUAUCAGGAAAACAUUGCUUUAAAGAAAAGACUUAGCCAAUGGGAAAGCAAACAGAAUCUUGAAUCAGUAUCUAAAUCUAAAGGUUAGUUGCUGCUAUUUUUUUAUUCUUUUGUUUUUAGAACUUCUAUUAUUCCUUACAAGUUUUUUUAAAAUUAUUAUAGUUUUAUG
Molecule: messenger RNA, 444 nt
Organism: Parasteatoda tepidariorum (common house spider)
Lineage: Eukaryota; Metazoa; Arthropoda; Arachnida; Araneae; Theridiidae
Source: RefSeq, a predicted model, not a curated record